Molecule: messenger RNA, 2656 nt
Organism: Sinocyclocheilus grahami
Lineage: Eukaryota; Metazoa; Chordata; Actinopteri; Cypriniformes; Cyprinidae
Gene: mms19
Product: MMS19 homolog, cytosolic iron-sulfur assembly component
Exons: 22
Coding region: 42-2153 (703 amino acids)
Cellular component (GO): MMXD complex; cytosolic [4Fe-4S] assembly targeting complex
Source: RefSeq, a predicted model, not a curated record
CGCAGCUGAGUUUGAAGCCUAGCUGGCUGCUCUUCUUCAGGAUGGCCGCGGAUAACAGUGUGCUGCUGGGUUUAGUGGAAGAAUUCGUGUCUGGACAGGUUGACAGCAAGGCCGCAGAAACCGUUACAGGUAGCGCGUUCAUCGGUGUCUCUCGUCUUGGCUGUUUCUUGUCAGUUUCAGCGCCGACUCUUAAUGAAAGCUCUCAGAAAACGCAGCGCGAGCGCCGUAAUGCGUCCUUGAUGCUGGCAGAACGAUCCUGUGUUUACAACAUCCUUAUCAGUCUAAUGGAGUCCAAAGAGGAGGAGCUCAAAGGUUUGGGUGCAGACUUCAUAUUUGGAUUUGUGCAGUCAGUAGAUGGAGAGCGAGAUCCACGCAACCUCCUGCUGGCGUUCCAGGUGGCCAGGAACAUCAUUCACAGGGGUUAUGAUCUUGGUAAAUUUGUCGAGGAACUGUUUGAAGUGAUGUCCUGUUAUUUUCCUAUCGACUUUAGCCCUCCACCCAGUGAUCCUCAUAGGAUCACACAAGAAGAGCUUGUUCUUUCUCUGCGGGCUGUUCUUACUGGGACGUCUCAGUUUGCUGCGUUUCUUUUACCAUUGAUCAUUGAGAAGCUGGACUCCGAUAUUCAGAGUGCCAAAGUGGACUCGCUGCAGACACUGGCCGCCUGCGGUCUGACAUAUAGCCAUAAAGAGCUGGCAGAAUUCCUUCCAGGCCUUUGGAGCUCAAUACGGAGGGAGGUGUUCCAGACGGCCAGUGAGAGAGUGGAGUCAGCUGGUCUGUCAGCUCUCAGUGCACUGGUGUCCUGUCUUUCUCGUUCUGUGCUCAGUUCAGAUUCGGAGGAUGUGCUGCAGGUGUUUCUAAGCCUCGUCCUCAAAGACUGUCAGCACCAUCUCUGCGAGCCAGACCUCAAGCUGGUGUGGCCCAGCGCCAAACUCCUGCAGGCCGCCACCGGAGCCUCGUACAGAGCGAGUCUGAUAGUGUCAGCAGCUGUCAUACCUGCCCUCCUGGAGCAGUAUAAUAACAGGACGCAGUCUGCUCAGCGGCGCACCCUGCUGGAGGUUCUGCAGGGUUUCGUGCAGCCCACCGCACUCAGCCGGCCUGCAGACGGAGAGGACAGUGUAUUGGUUGCGUUUCAGCAGUCUUUGUGUAGCGUGGUUUUCUCUGCGCUGACGGAGUCUAGCGCUGGUCUCCAGGUUACAGCCACACGAGUGCUCACUGCUCUGGGACAGCAGCCCGGUUUGCUGGCUCAGACUGAUGUGGAGAAAGUGGUUGAUCAUUUGACCAGACUCAUUCUGGAGGAAGACGAUACUAAAGUCAGUUUGGCUGUGGUGGAGUGUUCAGGCUCUCUGGCACAUCUGCAUCCCAAAGCCUUUAUUUCCAGGCUGAUUCCUCGACUGAAAGAAGAGAUCCUGUCAGGUCAGUCUGAUGCAGCUGUACGUCAGCGGUGUGUGACGGCGUUAGCGUCUGUGUCGUCUCUGCCCAGUGUGGUGCAGGAAAGCGCCCCCGUUCUUCUACAGUUGCUAGCUUCAGCCCACACAGCGUCCCGCAUGGCCUCCCAGGCUGUUUCUCUGUUCCUGGAUGGAGACGUGUCUUUUCUGCCAGAGAAUGCCUUCCCUUCCCAAAUCCAGUUGCUCCAGAGCCAGACGGAGUCUCGGGGUCCGUCUCAGUUGGUGUGUCUGCUGAUGGCCUGCGUCUGCUCUCUUCCACGCAGCGUGGAGAUUCCUGAGAUUGACAGGCUUCUGGUGCAGUUGGAGGAUCUGAGCUGUACCUGUCCACACCUGUUCUCCUACACCUUUGCAGCCAAAUGCUUCGCUGGCUUGGUCAACAAGAGGCCGGCAGGUGAAGCUCUAGACGCGGUGCUGGAGAGAGUGAUGAAGAGGAUCAGUGUGGAGCUGGAGAACGUUUCCUCUGCUCAGCGGACACAAGCGUUCACUCUGCUGCUCUGGGUAAUCACAAAAUCACAUGAUCAAGAGUGUCUUUCCACAUCAGUACCCAGCGUUCACACAGGGCUCCUUAAAAAUCAGGUCCUGCCGUUCCGUGCCAGAGUCCUGAAAGCUCUUGCUGUUCCUCUGGAUGACACAAAGAGGCUGGUGAGGAUAAAGGCCGUGGCGGCUCGAGGAGAAUGGUUUUUGUUAGGAAGCCCCGGUGGAAGAUGAACAGAUCAGUGCUGCUGAUGACCCAGAACAGAGACGGCUAACCGCACACAGCAUUUGAUUUUACUCCCUUACCUUCUUUUUUAUGAUAUGGCAUGAGUCUGGGCACAGAUGUGGCUAAACAAACAGCUACACACACUGCUUGAACAUGAGACCCAGUGAUGCACUGAGCUUCUGCAGCGGAUGCUGAAUCAAGAGUAAAUCAGACACAUGAGCCGCAGUGCAUCGUGUGCCAGCAGCGCGCGUGACGUUAUCAUUUGUUCAAUCAUGUCGUGUCACUAUUAUAGGAAUGUUAGUUUGAUGCAGGAUACCGAUCUCUCUCGAAUCUGCUGUUGAUAUGACUGUCCUAAUGUCAGUAUUUUUAAACUAUGUUUCAUUAGCCACAGGGUUGCUUGUUGUUCAUUUUCACAAGACUAACUUAAAGGUCAAACUGACAAAACUGAUGCCAAGAAUAUAAAACAAUAUUUAAGUGUCAUAACCUGUCAAUAAAACUUUUUGUAAAUGUG